AUGCGUGUGAAAGCAUCUAAAACGAAAAGCCUAGUGCUUUCUCAUUUUCCUGCCCUUUGCUCUCUUCAGAUUAACGAAGAAGCAGUGGAGCAGGUGGAGAAGUUGAAGCACCUCAGAACUGUAUUCACUAGUGAUGGAAAAUUAGAAGAGAUCGGCCGGCAAAUUAGAGUAGCCAGCGGCGUUGUACGCGGACUAGCUCGAUGCACGGUGACUAAAGCAGAUCUGACUCUGAAAAAUAAGCACUCGGUAUUAAAGUCGAUCCUUAUCCCCAUGCUUACCUAUGAUCAGGAGUCAUGGACCAUGACCGAAAAACUUCGAACCCGGGUACGAGCUGCUGAAAUGGAAGACAAGUCGCUAGCCUUACGCGUCUCACGUGGUCCGUAA
Molecule: messenger RNA, 384 nt
Organism: Soboliphyme baturini
Lineage: Eukaryota; Metazoa; Nematoda; Enoplea; Dioctophymatida; Soboliphymatidae
Source: the annotation of a GenBank genome assembly